AUGUGGAAUCUAUUCCGCAAUCCGCAAAUGUUUAAUAUGAAUGGAGGUAGUGCUGCGACUGCGAGACCGAACUUUGGCUUGAGGAGCAGUCCAGAGGAAAGUGAGAAGGCGUGGGCGCUGUUGGAAAUCGACUGGCGGACACUCAAUCAUGCUCAGCUGGCCAACUACAUGCCCCAGUACCAGCAGCUGCUCACACGCAUGGUUGACGAGACAGGUCUGAUGCAGAAGAGUCUCAAACAACGCUCGGGUGCCCCGCCCGAGCCUGAGAAGAACUGUGUGGUGUGCCGUGAAGCACCGCCAGAGCUAUGCUUUGCGCCAUGUGGACACUCGACCAUGUGUUUGGACUGUCAUAUAAUCUGGCAAUCACUGGAUAACCGUACGUGCCCGCUGUGCAAAACAGCCGUCACUGAUACGUUCUACCGGCGCAUGUACGAGCGCAAAUUGUUGUCAUGCGACGAAUACACUCAGCGAGGGCUUGCACAUACAGUUUCGGAGGUCUCCAAACUGCUGCUAUACAUCGACAAGCAUCCGGAGACUAUUGAGAAGCUGGCGCAUGGCAAGAAAGCUGUGUCAGAUAUCAUGAAGGAGAGCGAGAAGGGUAGGUAAACCCUAAUGCAGCAAAACCCUAAACCCUAGAACUGUCGAGGAGACAAGGCACGGGCAUAAGGGUGUGUUAGGUGUCACGGACGAUAGCCAAGAGGGUGGGUAGGACAACACGUUGGGAGUAGGAGAAGAAGGCUAUAGCAGACAUCACACCACAAUGUGAGAAAGGUAGGUAGCCUUAAUUUCUAUACGUCAGCAUGAAGUCUGACACUAUCGAGAAGUUGCAGUGACACUCGAGUGUGGGAAGAAGGCUGGCCCAAAUUACCAUAUGUCAGCAAGUAUAUGGACACUACCGAGAAGUUUGUGAUACUAUGGAGUGUGAGAAGAAGGCUGACCCAAUUACCAUAUGUUAGCAAGUAUUUGGACACUAUCGAGAAGUUGCAGUGACAAUAUCGAGUGCGGGAAGGAGGCUGGCCCAAAUUACCAUAUGUCAGCAAGUAUUCGGACACUAUCGAGAAGUUCAAGUGACACUAUCGAGUGUGGGAAGAAGGCUGUGUUAGAGUUAGAAGGGUAGGUGGCCCAAAAUCAUAUAUGUCAGCAAGUAUUCGGACACUAUCAGGCAGCCAAAACUCACUGCUGACCGUCAAUACGAACUGUGACAUUUGCUGUAUAGAAAGUAUGGGAAGAAGGCUCGACUGGCGACAAUGGAGGAGUGUGAGAUGGCUAGAUAGCUCAGCUUGGAGGCAUUUGCAGUACGCCUAGUAUGUGCGUGCACGGUGUCAAUAAGCGUCCAGAGAAUGACAAUAAGUUGUGAGCUGUGGGGCGUUUGUCAUGAAGCCUAGUAGACGUGACGAAGCUCAACAAGUGCGCACGUGGUCACUGAUAACCUGCUGCCUAGGUGGGGAUCUGGUUCCGAACUUUCGUCAGUAGGGCUGUACUUGUGAUAUUGCCAGCGCAGAGCCCGUUGUAGGUCACUUUGUACGAGAUGAGUGGAGUGGCUUACAGUUGAGUACAAGGUGUGUUAGUGGCGUGCAGGAACAUGCAGUCCUAUUAGGACCAGUACACUCUGUGCCUGUGUGUCGAUUGAACCAUCACUCGCUAUCAAUGGAACCAACUAGUGCACAAUCACAGAAAGGGUAGUUGCCCUAUAUCAGCCGUGAUAUGUUGAUCAUAUCUCGGAAUAAGACCACGUGACCAGAGGCACUCUACCACGACAGUCACAAACAGACAAGUGUGACAUAUACGACAACUGCAGCACAUGUGUGGUCGGACUCGGCGACUCUAUCUCGCUUGUGUUUAGGCUUCUGAGAGCACGGUCUUCAGUUUUAACUCUAUGGAGCUUAUGACUAGACUCCCGAGACCUUUCCAUUGUCGCUGGAUACAAUCUUGACGAUUCUAAGGGCAAAUGAGGGUGUUAUCUGAUAUUAGGUUUUCUUACACUUGAAAAUCUGUCUGUCAAAAUCUGUCUGCAGUUUCUGUAGUUAGGCUUUAGGCUAUGUACAGGCUGUAAGCGUAUAUGGCGAUUGAGACACGGCACUGCCGAAUUACAUAUGUAGGGCAGCUACCAAACAUCGUAUGCUGUUGGCUGUUGCCGCUGUAAACGAGGCAUGCAUCUCUGCCCGAAUUGUGAGCGCCUGGUGGAGUGAGAAAAGAGUGCUGCCAACUACACGCAUCAGCCGGCUAUCGAUUGCUACAUAGGGGCUUUUGUGUAAAAUAGUAAUCCAGACAUCCUGCGAAGGUCUCAACAAUGUUUAGGGUUUAUUGCUACCGGUGGUCAGAGAUAUCAAUAGCAAGGAAUUAAAACAGUACCAAC
Messenger RNA from Sphaeroforma arctica JP610, 2356 nucleotides. RefSeq lists its product as hypothetical. The transcript has 3 exons. The coding region runs from base 1 to 606 and encodes 201 amino acids. Lineage: Eukaryota; Ichthyosporea; Ichthyophonida. The record is from RefSeq and is a predicted model, not a curated record.